AUGAGGUCCAUGGUUUCGACCAAUCUCUUUGGGAACAAGAACACGAAAACAUUGUGCUCACCGGCUCAUACGCAAGAAUGUCAAAAUUCCGAGUUACGAAAUCAUCUCCUCGGAUCUGGUGACAAAAUCCUUGCCGAAGCCAGUCCUUACGACCGUGUUUGGGGCAUUGGCCCCCAGGCCGAUCAUCCUGACGCUAGAUGCACAUCUAGAUGGCGCGGCCUCAACCUGUUAGGCGCCACCCUACAGAACAUGGAAGUUACCAACUUCGCUAUGCAGGCAAACCUUCCGUUCAACUUCACCCAGAGCAUAGCCUCAUUCAGCGCACCCGUCACGUAUCGCCCCUACCGCGUUAAUCCCUCGGUGGCGAAACAAGUUGACGCGAUCCUUGACCAAUAUCUUGCGGCAGGUUUGAUCCAACAUUCGACCUCGCCUUACUCGAGCCCUUUGGUAGUCAUACCGAAGAAAUCUGGUGGUGUUCGCAUCACCGUCAAUUGUCGUAAGCUCAACAAGCUUUGUGCUUUGAGUCAGCUUCCGAUUCCUCGAGUCGAUGAUACUUUGGACAAGUUGUUGAAAGGGCGAAUUUAUUCCCUUCUCGACAUGAAAUCUUCGUUCCACCAAAUCACGGUGCACCGCGAUACAAUCCCUUUGACGGCAUUCGUGACGUCUUCCGGACUUUUCGAGUGGUUGAAGAUGCCUCAAGGCAACUUCCUCGGACACACCAUCUCCCCUGACGGCGUUAGGCCUAACGGUGCCAAGGUUUCGGCCCUCACCAAAAUGCCUAUGCCCAGGGAUGUCAAGCAACUGCGUUCCCUUCUCGGUGGUCUCAGCUACUACCGUAAGUUCCUCCCCAAUACGGCUAAACGCAUUCGACCUCUGACUACUCUACUCAAGAAGCAGGAGAAGUUAAUCUUCACCCCUUCCAUGGAGCAAGCCGUUCGCGUUAUGUUAGCUGAGUUGGCCAAUCCCCCUGUUUUGGUUUAUCCAGAGUGGGAUGGUGUUUCAGACGGCUCGCGACCUUUUCAUCUUUUACUGUGACGCUAGUCGCGAUGGGUUUGGUGGGACUCUCGAACAAUAACAGCCAGAUGGUUCGAU
Messenger RNA from Ectocarpus sp. CCAP 1310/34, 1092 nucleotides. The record is from the annotation of a GenBank genome assembly. NCBI's taxonomy places the organism in Eukaryota, Phaeophyceae, Ectocarpales, Ectocarpaceae.